GAGUGACCUGGCGCAGUCGCCGAGGAAAGCAUUCAGAGAAUAAAGAACAAAACGGUCAAAAUGUCGAACCAUUUGGUGCAUGAGCGACUAAUGGCGGCAACGGAGGAAACAUUCGUGCUGUCUGAAUAAACGACAGCGUCGCACGAGGAGGAACUUUCUCCAACAAAUGAGGAGAAGGCGAGGCGCGACAUCGACAACUGGGAGCUGUGUGCUAGACUCCCAUUGUUUUGCACUUUGAAGAUGAUUGGUCAUCAAGAAGAACGUCCCCCUCCACAGCAGGGGGAGAGCUCCACUUUGAAGCAGGAGGAUCCGCAGCCCCCUCACAUUAAAAAGGAAGAGGAGGAGCCACAGCCCCCCAUUGUUAAAGAAAUAGAUGAGAAACUCUGGAUCGCUCAGGAGCGAAAGUGUCCUCUAGGUCCAGAGGAGGCUGAUAUCACCACGUUCCCACUGACUGUUGUCUCGGUGAAGACUGAAGACCAGGAAGACAAACCACCUGAGUCCUCGCAGCUUCAUCGCAGUCCAAAUGAGGAGAACAGCUGGGCGGAGCUUCCAAGCAGCAGCAGCUCACCACAACACAUGACAACAGAAGCUGAUGGAGACCACUGUGGAGGAUCACAAGCAGACAAGCUCUUAGCUCCGCUAUCAGAUAGUGAUAACACAACGUCACACUCCCCUGAGGGUGAAGACUGGGACAGCAUCCAAGAACCUUUGAGAAGCGAUACAGACUGUGAGGGUGGUAGGACGACUCACACUGACAACAAACACUCUGAAAAGAAGACAAGUAAAAAACGUUUUCAGUGCUCAGUUUGUGAUGUAAACUUUUCUUAUCUGAGUGAUUUUUCUCGACACAUGGCAACGCACACAGGAGAGAAACCUUUUCUUUGCUCAGUUUGCGCAAAAGGAUUUCUUCGAGGGUGUGAUUUGACUCGACACAUGCGGACGCACACAGGAGAAAAACCUUACAGUUGUUCAGUUUGUGGCAACACAUUCUCUCAGAGCUCCGCAAUGACAACACACAUGAGAACACACACAGGAGAAAAACCCUUCAGUUGCUCUAUUUGUGGCGAAAGAUUUGCUCAAAGUGCACAUUUGAUCGUACACGUGAAAAUGCACACCGGAGAAAAACCUUUUGGUUGUUCAGUUUGCGGCGCUAGGUUCUUCCGACAAUCGCAUGUGGUAUCUCACAAACGGACGCACACGGGAGAAAAACCUUUCAGCUGUUUAGUCUGUGGUAAAAGAUUUUCUCAGAGGUCCAUUUUGAAAACUCACGCGAGGACGCACACAGGAGAAAAACCCUUUAGUUGCACCGUUUGUGGCAAAAGAUUUUCUCAGAAGGGACACAUGAUUGGACACAGGAAAAUACACACAGGAGAAAAAGCUUUUAGUUGCUCCAUCUGUGGUGCUAGAUUCUUUCGGAAAACGCACGUGGUGUCACACAUGAGAACACACAGAGGGGAAAAAAAAACUUUGUAGCCCAUUUGGCUCACACACACAUGCGGACUCACACUGGAGAGAAACUUUUUGCCUGCUUUGUUUGGCCCUCCGGGUACUCCGGUUUUCUCCCACAUUCCAAAAACAUGCAAACAGGCGACUCUAAAUUGUCCGUAGGUAUGAAUGUGAGUGUGAAUGCUUGUUUGUCUAUAUGUGCCCUGCCAUUGGCUGGCCACCAGUCCAGGGUGUACCCCGCUUCUCGCCCAAGUGAGCUGGGAUACAGCAUACCCCCGCAACACGAAUGAGGAUAAGCGGCAUAGAAAAUGAAUGGCUGGGUAGUUUAGCAACACAUUAGCAACAUGUUCUCCAGAGCUGCAACAAUUAACCGAUUCAUUGAUGAUUAGCCGCGUAACGUCUGCCUUCCAUCAGCAUGUCCAGAAGUCCAACGUUUUGUGCAGUGGUUAGCAUCAUCCCUUUUGGGUGCAGAAUGUUUCGUCGACAUUGUGGGUUUUGUCGGGGAGAAAGUGUUCAAACAUGCAAAGUUCAGAGUCUCUGCAAGCUUGUUUGCUAGCGAUCAGACAACGGGAAACACGAAAGUUCGGCACAAAGGAGAUUGAUUGACAAUGGUCUACAGCCAAUCAAGACGCAGAACACAUAAUGCACGUUCAUACCCUGUAAAAAAAAAAACACAGCCACGAUUGAACGAGGGAACACUGUAAUCGUUUUUUGAUGUAAAAAUGUAAAUAUCCUCUGAUUUCAGCCUUUCAAAUGUGAAUAUAUUUUAAUUUCCCCAGUCGUCCAUGAAAGCAGGCCCCUUCUGUUUCUCUUGUAUGUUUCACAAACUUUGGAAAACAGUCGUGGUGUCAUUUUUUGGGGGAAAAAGAGACCAUUUUUUAGCCUUCUUCAUUUCAUCUGCAUUACAGCCUUCACCAGUAAACUUCUGGAAUAAUGUAUGUUGAAACUUUAGAUUCCUGUAGAUAAACGACUGAAUCUGACUCCCCAUCACAGUGAUGGACAUUUUUCCACUUUUCCGAUAUGUUGCUGACCAAACCUCAAACUCAGGGGUGUCCAGACUUUUUCUAGCAAUGUGCACAUAGUGAAAAAUGAAAGCAUGCAAGGGCUAAUUUGAUGU
Messenger RNA from Dunckerocampus dactyliophorus (ringed pipefish), 2563 nucleotides. RefSeq names its product oocyte zinc finger protein XlCOF6.1-like. Bases 241 to 1473 code for a protein of 410 amino acids. Gene Ontology annotation, molecular function: DNA-binding transcription factor activity, RNA polymerase II-specific; RNA polymerase II cis-regulatory region sequence-specific DNA binding. NCBI's taxonomy places the organism in Eukaryota, Metazoa, Chordata, Actinopteri, Syngnathiformes, Syngnathidae. The record is from RefSeq and is a predicted model, not a curated record. Gene Ontology annotation, biological process: regulation of transcription by RNA polymerase II. The transcript has 2 exons. Gene Ontology annotation, cellular component: nucleus.